GUAGGGAACAUGGGGGAUGGGACAGCUCUGUAUUGUUAAGUCUGAAUAGGAACUGACUCACUUCUCCAUGCUCAAGGAAUCUUGCACAUUUGGAUAGACACAGACCUCAUGCACACUUUUAGGAGAUCUGGAUCUACAGUGCUGGAAGCCUUCAGAACCAUCCCUAGAACGAUCUCGGAGGGACAUAUAGAGGAUCGGAGGAUCAAAGCAGCUUCUGUCUGAAUCCUGCAACUUUUAUUUUAUUCCAUAACUGGAUUUCUCAAGGUGUUUGCAGGGGAAAAAAUCCACAUUCUUGUUCCCCCUCUUUAGUCCACAGAUGGUUUAAAUUAGUCGUUCUUCCCUUGCCUCUGCAUACAUCCAUCAAGGGGAUUUUGUGUACCUUUUUGUCCUUCCUUGGGGUUUUUUUUUUUUUUUUUUAAAAGGCUUACUUGUUUUAAGUUCAAGAAAGGAGGUAUUUUUAAUCCGAUCUGUGUUUUAUACACGUUUUAAAAAAAGACUUUUAAGGGCUAAGAAAUCAGGAUUUUGUGAAAACUUGAGUCCCUUUUUUUAUUUUUUGUUUUUAUUUUUUUCCUUUUGACUAUUGAAUAGUUUUUUUUACCUCCCCCUUGAAUUCUUGACAUCAGCAGAAGGAUUACAGUGGAAAGCUACUUUGGAAACUAAAGGAUCUGAGAUUUCAAGCGUGGAGUGAGGCUCGUCUCCCCUCGACACUGGAGACCUCAUGGAUUCCUGUACUCUGCAUUAGCCAAGUUGGGAUGUUCUCUGGAAGGUCCUUGUUCCUCUGGGGUGUCCUGCUUGGCGCUGCUCUCUCAGCUGCCCGGCCCCCUUCCACCUUGCCGGACCAAGUUGCCCAAGCAGCCAAACCAGAAAUGGAAUCGUAUUUGGCUCACCCUGGAGACUCGCUAGUUUUACAGUGCAGGCUUCGAGAGGAUGUUCAGAGCAUCAGCUGGGUGAAAAACGGAGUUCAGCUUUCGGAGACUAACCGCACGCGCAUAACAGGGGAAGCGAUCCAGAUUUUCAACGCAGGGCUGGAGGAUUCUGGGUUGUAUGCCUGUGUCACUAGCGGCCCAUCUGGAUCUGAUACCGUGUUGUUCAGAGUUAACAUAUCAGAUGCCUUACCUUCUGCCGAAGAUGAAGAUGACGACGACGAUAAUUCUUCUUCAGAAGAGAAGGCAACGGAGAACUCUAAACCUAAUCGUCCAUAUUGGGCAAACCCAGAAAAGAUGGAGAAGAAACUGCAUGCUGUACCAGCAGCCAAAACGGUGAAGUUCAGGUGUCCGGCAGGCGGGACACCUACACCCACACUACGCUGGCUGAAGAACAGCAAAGAGUUCAAACCAGAUCACCGCAUCGGUGGUUAUAAGGUCCGUUCUCAGACAUGGAGUCUUAUAAUGGAUUCAGUUGUUCCAUCUGACAAAGGAAAUUACACCUGUAUCGUAGAGAACAAAUAUGGCAGUAUUAACCACACUUACCAGCUGGAUGUAGUCGAGCGUUCCCCUCAUCGGCCAAUCCUUCAAGCUGGACUGCCAGCGAAUACAUCAGUUACUAUUGGAAGUAAUGCUGAGUUCUUCUGCAAAGUGUACAGCGAUCCACAGCCUCACAUACAAUGGCUUCGGCACAUUGAAAUCAACGGGAGCAGAAUAGCCACCGAUGGCUACCCUUAUGUGGAGAUUCUGAAACACUCUGGGAUUUAUAGCUCAGACGCAGAAGUUUUGACCCUGUACAAUGUGACAGAGGCAGAGAGUGGGGAGUACAUAUGUAAAGUGUCCAAUUAUAUUGGUGAGGCCAAUCAGUCUGCGUGGCUUACCGUCACCAGACCCAUGACUCAAGUGGUGGAUGAGAAACCGUCUCACAUGACCUCCUCGCUACACCUUGAGAUUAUCAUUUACUGCACGGGAGCUGCCAUCGUGUCUGCCAUGUUUGUGACCAUCAUUAUCUUCAAGAUGAAGCAUCCUUCCAAGAAGUCCGACUUCAACAGCCAGCUGGCUGUCCACAAGCUGGCCAAGAGCAUUCCACUGCGCAGACAGGUAACAGUGUCUGCAGAUUCCAGCUCUUCAAUGAAUUCUGGAGUAAUAUUAAUUAGGCCUUCUCGGCUGUCCUCAAGUGGAACACCAAUGUUAGCUGGUGUAUCUGAAUAUGAGCUUCCUGAAGACCCCAGAUGGGAAGUAGCAAGGGACAGGUUAGUCCAUGGAAAGCCACUUGGAGAAGGCUGCUUUGGUCAAGUAGUUAUGGCAGAGGCUAUUGGGCUAGACAAGGAGAAACCAAACCGGAUCACAAAAGUUGCAAUCAAAAUGCUUAAAUCUGAUGCAGGUGAGAAGGACUUGUCUGACCUAAUUUCAGAAAUGGAGAUGAUGAAAAUGAUUGGAAAGCACAAAAAUAUAAUCAAUCUUCUUGGGGCCUGUACUCAGGAUGGUCCUUUAUAUGUGAUCGUUGAAUAUGCCGCUAAAGGGAAUCUCCGGGAAUAUCUUCGAGCAAGGCGUCCACCUGGCAUGGAAUAUUGCUACAACCCUAUCUGUGCCCUCGAUGAGCAGCUCACCUUUAAAGACCUGGUCUCCUGUGCCUAUCAGGUGGCACGUGGCAUGGAAUACCUGGCUUCCAAAAAGUGCAUCCACAGAGAUCUGGCUGCUCGGAAUGUUCUCGUAACCGAGGAUAAUAUCAUGAAAAUUGCUGAUUUUGGCCUUGCUCGUGAUAUCCACCAUAUUGACUAUUACAAAAAGACAACAAAUGGUCGCUUGCCAGUAAAAUGGAUGGCUCCCGAAGCUCUAUUUGACCGAAUCUACACUCAUCAAAGUGAUGUGUGGUCAUUUGGGGUUCUACUGUGGGAAAUUUUUACACUUGGAGGCUCGCCAUAUCCUGGGGUCCCUAUGGAAGAACUAUUUAAGUUACUAAAAGAAGGACAUCGGAUGGACAAGCCCACAAAUUGUACCAAUGAACUGUACAUGAUGAUGAGAGACUGCUGGCAUGCAGUGCCAUGCCAGAGGCCCACCUUUGUACAGCUGGUGGAAGAUCUAGACCGUAUAUUGGCUCUCAGUUCUAACCAGGAGUACCUUGAUCUGGCCAUGCCAGUGAGUCAGUAUUCUCCAUGUUUCCCAGACACAAGAAGCUCCACGUGUUCUUCGGGGGAAGAUUCAGUUUUUUCUCAUGAUCCCUUACCUGACGAACCUUGUCUUCCCAAAUACCCCAAUGGAGGACUUAAAAAACGCUGACAGUCUAAUCAGAGGUCCCCUCUUUCCCUCAGACUUUGUAUAACUUUCAUGCAUUCCCCAAAAAUGAACAUUCAUUCUACUUAGUUCCCAAGAACCAUGGUACUAUUCCAGAUCAUGUCUUCAGUCUUACCUCAUACUUUGAAGGACCUCUGGGAUUCUGACAUUUGAAGUGGGAAAAAAGACCAAGUAUUGCAUACCCUACGACCUGUGUCCACACGAAAAUGCCCUGGUGACAGUGUAGGUACAAUGAUGUCAACUUACAAGGAAAUCUCAUCCAUCACGCUAAUCAAAGGAAUGCCAGCUGUCCUUAAGUGAACUGUUUGGAUCUUUUGAGGUCAUUUAAAUGCCACCUCAGGAUAUUGCCUCUCAGCUUAUCUUUUUCAGAUACUUUGGCUACAGUGCAUAUUGAUGUUGCACUUGGCUAUUUUGUGCAUUCAUUUGGAGCAUGCCUUAACCAUCAAAAACAUUUGGAGAUCAACAUAAUGUAGCCCAUAGUUGUCGUCAUACUCCAAAACUCGUUUUGGAUAAGCUCUUCCUUUCAAGAUACACCACGAAUGUCUUCUGUCCACAAUUAGUUGAACUGGCUGAUACAUGCAGAAAAACUAAUAAGGAUAUCAUUAUGCUUCAUAUUUGAAUGUCUUAAGUCUUAAUAAAUUGAAGGAAUGUUUUAAAGCACCUAUCACAAGCUGACUGUGCCUAAAUCUUGCACGUCGAUUUUUUUUAACCGUAAGAUUUUAACCUCUGCUGGCCAGCUAACGGUACAAAGAAUAGACCAGUUUCCUUGCUGCUGGUUUUCUUGGUUGUCUAAUCUAGGCCUAUGUCUCAGCUCUUGCCCAAAAUUCUGCUUGUCCUAUAGUUCUGUUAUUAAAUAUAGGUCAGACAAGGAGCCGAAGGGAAUGUAUUGGAGAUAUUGGUCUAAUUCACAUUAUUCUGAAAAAUGGGAGAUAUUAUUUCAUUUUAACAGGUUUCAAGCUAAUUGUAAUAUAAAUAUGGGUAGCAGAACCCGUUAAUGCUUUCCUUGUGUAUAUAGCUAGAAAAUGUAUAAAUAUGAAUUAUAUAUUUACAUGUCUUUUUAAGAAAAAAAAAAAGUUAUGAAAUAUAUACCAGUUUGGUAGUAAAGUGGCUGGUAGAUGUCAGUUGCUAUAAACAAAAAAAAAAAAAUCAUAUAUUUUGCUACAUUUUCAGUUUGUAUUUUUUUUUAAAUUAUGUUCUAAGAUUUUCUUAUUUCCAGUACAAGUCCCUUAAUAAAGAGAAUCGGCUUCAGUUGACA
Messenger RNA from Rana temporaria (common frog), 4473 nucleotides. It is a transcript of the gene FGFR1, whose product is annotated as fibroblast growth factor receptor 1. Lineage: Eukaryota; Metazoa; Chordata; Amphibia; Anura; Ranidae. The record is from RefSeq and is a predicted model, not a curated record. Gene Ontology annotation, molecular function: ATP binding; fibroblast growth factor receptor activity; fibroblast growth factor binding. The coding region runs from base 753 to 3203 and encodes 816 amino acids. The transcript has 18 exons. Gene Ontology annotation, cellular component: membrane; signaling receptor complex. Gene Ontology annotation, biological process: fibroblast growth factor receptor signaling pathway; protein phosphorylation; positive regulation of kinase activity.